Molecule: messenger RNA, 705 nt
Organism: Solanum stenotomum
Lineage: Eukaryota; Viridiplantae; Streptophyta; Magnoliopsida; Solanales; Solanaceae
Exons: 2
Coding region: 1-705 (234 amino acids)
Source: RefSeq, a predicted model, not a curated record
AUGCCAUUCGGAUUAACAAAUGCUCCGGCGGUAUUCAUGGAUCUAAUGAAUCGAGUAUUCAAGACUUAUCUUGAUCAGUUUGUAGUUGUUUUUAUAGAUGAUAUUUUAGGAUGUUCCAGAAGUAGUGAAGACCAUGAUAAACACCUUCCAAUUGUUUUAAAACUGUUUAAGGAGAAAGGACUUUAUGCUAAACUUUCCAAGUGUAAAUUUUGGCUUGAUGAAAUGGCUUUUCUGGGACAUGCUGUACCAACUGAAGGCGUGAAGCUGGAUCCUUGUAAGAUACAAGCAGUUGUUGAAUGGAAACCUCCCAAAAGUCCAACUGAGGUAAGAAGUUUCUUGGGCUUACCAGGAUACUCUAGAAGAUUUGUGAAAGGCUUUUCCAUUAUUGCCUCCCCUUUGACUAAGCUCUUGCAGAAGGAAGUAAAGUUUAUUUGGGAUGACAAAUGCCAAGAGAGCUUUGAAACUCUCAAAUCCUUGUUGAUUCAAGUACCUAUAAGUACUUUACCAAUUGAAGUAAAGGAAGAACAUCAGGUCCCAGUUGGUUUACUACAGCCCUUGUCAAUGCCGGAAUGGAAAUGGGAAAGAAUAACUAUGGACUGUAUUUCUGGACUUCCUCGCACUCAGAGAAAUCAUGAUGCAAUAUGGGUUAUUGUAGAUAGGCUAACCAUGAGUUCUCACUUCUUGGCAAUCGGGAUGGAUUAUUGA